GUAACCAUGGAGGAAAUGAAAAAAACUCUGUGGCAUGCUUUUGAUGUCCUUGACACAACCUCACAGCUUGUAAAAACUAGGACCGCACAGGUGCAGAAAACAAAAUUGAAGGUGCUGACAAAUAACCUGGGCCAUGAAUUGGGUGUAGAGAAAGCCGAGACAAUCUGGGAGAAAGUUCCAGAAGACAGCAUAGACUUUGAGCACUUCAUGACAGUCCUGAAUAAAAAUCUCCUGGUCGGCUUCGACAGGGUCGUGGACCCAAAAACAAUUACGUUACUGAGUAAAAUAGAAUUCUUGUGCUGGGUGUUGUGUGAAAACGUGUACAAACAGAGGAUCCGAUGCCCCAAUGGGGUGCACAGCCCCAGUAAGGAGAACGGGGAUGAGAUAGGCAGCGGCAAGGAGAAUGGGAAUACAGAGGAGGGGGUGUACGUGGUAGCUGGCAGCCUGGAGGAGAUGAUAACACCCACGGUCUUCUCUAAUGACGAUCUUUUUAAGUUAUGGAAGAUUUUUAAUUUCUUGGUGGAAAGAGCAGCAGACGGCAGCCUCUUAUUGCCAUUAAGAGCAGACGUUGAAGAAGCAGAAAGGAUAGCUGCAGAAAUUUGCCAAGCUGUCGGUCUGCCCCCACCCAAAGUGAACCCUAACACUCAACGCCGAGGGUCAGUUGACAUAUUACAGCAGUCUUUUCUCUUGGAUUUCACUGAUUUUGUCAGCGUCAUUGCCAGAAAAAUUGGCAACAAUGCUGAGCCAAAUGUCAUCAGUCAUGGAAUAGAAGAAAAUUACAACAAAAUUCUCUAUGACAUCGUUCGAAAGGGCAACAUGGUGAAGUUUGGCAACAAGGUGACCGCGUGGAAGGAGAGAUGGUUUGUGCUGACAGCCACGGAGCUCAAGUACUACUCCAACAGUGAGGAGAAGGAUCUCAGGGGCAGCAUCAGUUUGUGUGCCGAGUGCUUCACUCAGAGUUUUCCGGAUAAACCAGGAGGAAAGCACCAUCGGUUUAAACUCCACACUCCAGGAAAACAAUAUGAGUUAUCUGCCCCUGACUUAAAAGCUAAGAAUGAGUGGAUGUCAGACCUAAAAACUGUUGUGAUUAGUAUUGGAAAAACAAAAGACAGUUUACAGUUACUGGCCUUUAAAGAAAGAAAAAAAGAGAGAGAGGAAAGGAGGCGGAGGACAGCGGAGGAAGAGUUGAACCGGUGUGCAGAGAGGGAGAAACUUUUGGAGAGGGAGAGACAACUGGAGGAGGAGAGAAAGCAAAGACUGUUGGCUCAGGAAGAAAUAAAAGAACGCGAGAGGUUGCUGGAACUAGAGCGUAGGAAAAGAGCAGAAGAAGAAGAAAGGAGACGUCAGGAAACCAAAGAACUGCUGGAGAAAAAAGCAAAGGAGAUUGAAGAUGAAAAAAGGAGGUGUGCUGAAACAGAAAUGAGGCUUCAGGCAGAGAGGGAGGCUUUCAUCAAGAGCAGCACGGAGGCAUUGGAGGCAGAGAGAGAGCAGAGGGCGCUAGUGGAGGCCAGGCUCAGAGAGGAGGAGGCAGAGCUGGAGGAGGAGAGGAGGAGGUUGAGAGAACUUGAGGAGGCCAAAGCCUCACUGGAGGCGCUGGUGGAGGAAGAGAGGGCACUCAAGCGAGACGAGGAAAUUGUCAGGAAUCUUCAAGCUAAGAUUUUAGAAGAGGAAUAUGCAAAAAGGGAAGAGCUAGAGAGGCUUCAAGCAGAACAGAACAAGAAGCUGUUGAGAGAACAGCUGAGCAGGCAGGAGCUGGAGGCCGCCCACCAACAGAAGGAGGAAGCCCUGAGACUUGCUAGAGAACAGCUUGAGGCCUUAACACGGGACAGAGAGCUAGCCGACCAGCAGCUAAAGGAGGCCAAUGAAAAGUUGAGGCAGCUUGAAAUGGAAAGGACGCUGCAAAAAAGUUGAAGCAAGCCGAACAUGACAGACUUCAGAUAGAAGAAAGAAUGAAAUUAAAGGGCAUGAAAUCUUCCUCCCGUAUGGCUGGGCCUAUACAAACCCCUGAUCCCAACCCCUUUGUCACACACAGGGGUCAAGGAGCUU
This is a messenger RNA of Physella acuta, 2046 nucleotides long. RefSeq names its product switch-associated protein 70. The record is from RefSeq and is a predicted model, not a curated record. Gene Ontology annotation, cellular component: nucleus; cytoplasm. Lineage: Eukaryota; Metazoa; Mollusca; Gastropoda; Physidae.